AUGGACUUGAAAACUGAGUUAUGUUUGGGGCUGCCUGGUGGUGGAGGAGAUCACAAUAUUAAGAAAAGAGGAUUUUCUCAAACUGUUGAUCUCAAACUCAACCUCCAUCAUAAUGAUAAUAUUCCUUCUAUGAACAUCAACAAUCCUCCAAAGGAUAAUUCCUCCAACAAGCCACCAACUAAGGCUCAAGUGGUGGGGUGGCCACCAGUAAGAUCUUUCAGAAAGAACAUGUUGUCUCAAAAAGGGAAUAAUAAUAAUAAUAAUAAUGAAGAAAUUAGUGAGAAGGAUGAAAAAACAAUAGCAUUUGUGAAGGUUUCCAUGGAUGGUGCACCUUACCUUCGUAAGGUAGAUUUAAAGAUGUACAAGAGUUACCAACAACUCUCUCAUUCUUUGACCAACAUGUUUAGCUCCUUCACUAUGGGUAAUUAUGGGUCCCAAGGAAUGAUAGAUUUUAUGAAUGAGAGGAAACUGAUGGAUGUCCUCAAUAGUUCUGACUAUGUACCAACCUAUGAAGAUAAGGAUGGGGAUUGGAUGCUUGUUGGAGAUGUACCUUGGCAAAUGUUUGUUGAUUCAUGCAAGCGUUUACGCAUAAUGAAAGGAUCAGAAGCUAUUGGACUAGCACCAAGAGCCAUGGAGAAAUGCAAGAACAGGAGCUGA
Messenger RNA from Solanum lycopersicum (tomato), 657 nucleotides. It is a transcript of the gene IAA7, whose product is annotated as IAA7 protein. Lineage: Eukaryota; Viridiplantae; Streptophyta; Magnoliopsida; Solanales; Solanaceae. Gene Ontology annotation, molecular function: protein binding. Gene Ontology annotation, cellular component: nucleus. Gene Ontology annotation, biological process: regulation of DNA-templated transcription. The record is from RefSeq and is marked provisional.